GAAAGAUGCGACGAAGCAAGAAAGGAUGGGAGGCAGUCAAAAGAGACGAGCCAAGCAAUGCCUCCUGAUGAGGGAAAUGUCAACUCUAAUGGAGCAAGACUCCAAAAACCAGAACCUGCAAAUUGCACUGUUCCACCUCCACUCACCAGCUACGAGUACCCAUGUUUGCCCAUAACCAAAUACAGACAAAAGCUGGUUUCCCUCAUAGAAAACAACUCUGUUUUGAUUGUUCGAGGAGCCACAGGCAGUGGCAAGACCACCCAGCUGCCACAGUACAUUCUGGACCAUUACAAUGAGAAAAAUGCCUCGUGCAACAUUGUGGUCACCCAACCACGCAAAAUUGGAGCCACAAGUAUUGCUCGAUGGGUUGCCAUUGAGCGGAAGUGUACUCUGGGUAGUCUGGUAGGAUAUCAGGUUGGGCUGGAGAAGUUGGCCACUGAGCAUACCAGAUUAAUCUACAUGACUACAGGAGUUCUGCUGCAGAAACUGGUUUCAGCCAAGUGUCUCACAGAGUUCUCCCACAUUUUCAUAGAUGAGGUUCACGAUCGAACUGAAGAAAUGGACUUUCUGUUGCUGGUUUUGCGAAAACUACUUCAUUCCAACUCUUGUUACGUUAAGAUAAUCCUAAUGUCAGCCAACAUUAACUGCAAAGAGUUUGCUGAGUACUUUGCCACCCCCAUCCAUGGCAAAAUGAACCCUGUCUAUGUGUUUGAAGUGGAAGGGGCACCCCAUGCCAUUGAGGAAUUCUACCUGGAUGAUCUCUACAACCUGGUUCCUUACAGGGUUGAGUUACCUAAUCCUGAGAACCCGAGCAUCUCACCUGAAAUGUACAAUCUUGCCAUCACCCUCAUCCAGAGCUUUGAUGAGCUGGAGAGCAAGGAUUCGAGCAACACUGAGAGUGAGGGUAGGAAGACGGAAAGGGGCAGUGUCUUGGUUUUCCUUCCUGGGAUACAUGAGAUAAGCUAUAUGCAGGACGCCUUGACCAAGCUGCUUUACAAAAGAUUGCAGGUUUAUCCUCUGCACUCUACAAUUACUGUGGAGGAGCAAAACGCCGUGUUCAUGUCUCCCGUCCCUGGAUACAGGAAGGUGAUCCUUUCCACCAACAUCGCAGAGAGUUCGGUGACUCUUUCAGAUGUAAAAUACGUGAUUGACUUCUGCCUGGUUCGUCACUUGGUCUGUGACCCAGAUACCAAUUAUCGGUCUCUGUGUCUGAUGUGGACAUCCAAAACCAGCUGCAAUCAGCGCAGAGGUAGGGCAGGUCGAGUAUCAAAGGGCUAUUGUUACCGUCUUGUGACCAAAGAUUUCUGGAGGAAUGAUAUCCAAGAGUACAUGGUCCCUGAGAUGCUGCGUUCUCCCCUGGGUACCAUCAUUUUGAAGGUGAAAUUGCUGGACAUGGGGGAUCCCCGCUCCCUCCUCUCCACAGCACUUUCCCCUCCCAACCUUGAUGAUAUUGUUAAGACUGUGCUGCAACUCAAAGAGAUGGGUGCGCUGUCUGUGAGAAUUGAUACCAGAGGUCAGAAUGAGGAUGGUGAGCUAACACUCCUGGGCAAAGUGAUGGCCCACUUGCCUGUGGACCUGUGCCUUGGGAAGAUGAUUGUCCUGGGCCAAGUCUUUGGCUGCCUGGAUGAAUGUCUCAUCAUAGCUGCUUCGCAAUCUUUGAAGAGCUUCUUUGCUUUUCCAUUCAUGCAGCAGCUGGCAGGCCACAGGAGCAAGCUGGGUUUUGCUCGUGGCACACCGAGCGAUUCCAUCGCUUUUGCCAAUGCCUUCAAGGUAUGGUACUCUUCCAAAAAAGAUGGCCAUUUUAGGCAACCAAAGGAUGAGCUACACUGGGGAAAAGAGAACUUCAUUCAGAUCAGAAGGAUCAGGGAGGUUGCUCAGCUUUAUGAGGACCUAAAGAAGCGUGUGUCGCAGUUCAACAUGCAUGUUGCAGAGGACAGCCAAUCAUCAGACCACUCUACAACACACAAGCAGAAGUUCAUCCUUCAGCUGGUCAUUGCUGGUGCCUGCUACCCCAACUACUUUGUCCAAGGGGAGAUGGAUGAAGACAUGGCAUCCAGGGAACUGUGUGGCUUCGACCCAAGAACAACUGUGAUGGUGAGGAACAUCCCUUCAUACUCUUUCCUCUACUACAAGCAGCUGCAGUCUCUCUUCCGUCUUUGUGGACAAGUCAAAGCCAUUAAAUUUGAGAACUCCAGAGCCUAUGUGGAGUUCUACAAGACAUCUCGGGACUCAGGGGUUCAGCCUGAAGUGUCUCUCGCCCUUCUUUUGACCCAUCAGUCCCCUCAGAUGGCACUUUCAGUCUAUCCCAGUGACCAAAUAGAAUCCUGUGCCAAGGACAGUCUCGUAACUCACUUGAGAUUUGCUCGGCUGAAUGCCGACAUCCAGAGCCAGUCUGUAUACCCAACGGGAUUUCUAACCGUCAUUGACCCAGAAAAGCUACCCCCGCAUCGCAUGUUUGUUGUGAACAUCACAGAGGUGUUGGAGGUUGGUCAUUUCUGGGGGUUCAUAGCUGACGAAGCCAGCUUGGAGAAGCAACGCCAUCUGACAGCAGCGAUAAACAUGUGUACAUGUCUUCCUGUAACUGUGUCGCUGUACCCGAACCUGUGUGUGCUGGCGCCAUAUUCCGAGACUCCAGAGCAGCCCAUGUAUUACAGAGCCAAGAUCCUGCACAUACGCGGCCAUACAGUGGAGGUGUUCUUUUUGGACUUUGGCAACACAUCAGUUGUUCCUUGCAGCAGCCUGAGAGAACUCCCAUCCAACUUGCUGUCUGGAGCUUUCCAGGCGCAAGAGUUCCAAAUUGCUGGGAUGCGUCCUUCAGCCCAGUCCAUCAUUUUUGGGAACCAGUGGAGCAGCCAAGCCCGCAACAGUUUCAUCACACUGGUCAAGGAUCAGUCGCUCAUCGCGUCUCUGUACUCUGUUGUACAUGGGAUCAUGCGUGUGCAGCUGCUCAUCAACACCGAGUCAUCAAACAUCAGCGUGGUGGACAAGUUAGUGGAGGAGGGACAUGCUGUGCCAGCAGAGGAGUGCUUUGAGUCUAAGCAAAACCAUGAUGACCUGAUGUCUAUGUAUGAGGAAAAGGAAAAAGGAACGUAUGUUCCCACUUCUUAUAGCAACGCUUGGAGAGAGCGCAACAAAGAGGACAAGGAGCUCAUUCACAGUCUCAUUUCACACUUUUCCAAGAGCUCUCAGUCUUCUUUGAAAACAAAGGUUCGCCUGCGUGGACCAGUGACUCCUUAUAAGAUAAACUUCCACAGAUUAGGCAGGGACAUCUGCCGCAAGGCUGUAGUUAUCGAGAAGUCCAGCAUAAACUCCUUGGCCCUCAAUGAAAACCCUCAUUGGAAACAUUUGAGGAUGCUGGUGGCUGGGACCCUGUCAGUCAACUCUGAAGGUACAAGCGUCCUGCUGAAAGAUACUUCCAUCAUGCCUGACAUCCCUGGACUGCCAGCAAUUGCGACUAUGCUCUUCACCCCCAUCAUGGAGUUACGCACCGAUGAAGAGACAACUUGCUAUACUGGUGCCAUCUGUGGACUAGGCUUCAACAGUCAGACCCAGGAGGCCAUCCCAUCUUUGCAUGACAUCGAGCUGGAAUUUGAUGUCAAGUUCAAUGUCGAGGACAUCACCGAGAUUAAUGCUUUGCGAAUGGCCAUAAACCGGCUCCUGUGUGACGGGCGCACUACCAUCCUGCAUCUUGGGGCAGACAGGAUUAGUAAACUUCAGGAAGACUGUCGGGAACGCCUCAUAAGACUGUUCACAAAGUCUCCUCCAAGGGAACCCAUCAUUCCUCUGUACCACAAGAACUACGGAAAAUGGAACCAGGUCGAUCCUUCUUUAAAAAUGGACAUCUCACAGCCAGGAGAUGGAAAGGCCAGAGGUGUCGUCUUCCAGCUACAUCCCAUCAUUCUACUCAACAGCUAAAACGUAGUGUUUGAGUAGUGGAGAAACACAAGUUAUGGAGAAGUUAAUUUGAAUUUAUUAUUAAAAGUCUAUUUUUAAGUUCAAAUGGGACUGUAGUUUUCAGCAGCACAGUAAAAUACUGUUUUUGGAUUUCCUGUUUACAAAAUUAUUAAAAGUAGUUGUAUGCAACAGAUGAGAC
Messenger RNA from Cololabis saira (Pacific saury), 4093 nucleotides. It is a transcript of the gene tdrd9, whose product is annotated as tudor domain containing 9. The record is from RefSeq and is a predicted model, not a curated record. Gene Ontology annotation, cellular component: intracellular anatomical structure. Bases 58 to 3915 code for a protein of 1285 amino acids. The transcript is spliced from 35 exons. Gene Ontology annotation, molecular function: ATP binding; RNA binding. Lineage: Eukaryota; Metazoa; Chordata; Actinopteri; Beloniformes; Belonidae.